Messenger RNA from Sebastes umbrosus (honeycomb rockfish), 2534 nucleotides. RefSeq names its product free fatty acid receptor 2-like. Gene Ontology annotation, biological process: G protein-coupled receptor signaling pathway; cellular response to fatty acid. The record is from RefSeq and is a predicted model, not a curated record. NCBI's taxonomy places the organism in Eukaryota, Metazoa, Chordata, Actinopteri, Perciformes, Sebastidae. Gene Ontology annotation, molecular function: G protein-coupled receptor activity. Gene Ontology annotation, cellular component: plasma membrane. The transcript has 2 exons. Bases 702 to 1712 code for a protein of 336 amino acids.
AUGGCUAUUCAAACAACUGGCCUCUGUUUGGAUAAGCAUAUAGCUGGCCCUGCUGAGCGGCUGCUCCGACAGCAGGUCGUCGCUUUUCUGUCAAAUGCCCCCUUUUUCCUCUCCUUCUCGUAAUAAAGAGGCGUCCAUGUAGAAGCAGUGGAUAACUAAAUAUGAUUUAAUAAGCUAUGAUCAGACAGGCUUGCAGAGACCGUCUGCAUAUUGCAAAAAAAAAAAAAAGCCCAGUUGUUACCACAGAAACCGUGUUUGGCAAGCGUGGGAGAUAAAUUGCGGCACUAUCUCCCUAAUAAUAAUUUCUAUUAUCUGCGCUGGAUGUUUAGAUUAUCAUGCAAAUAGGGGGACGUGCCGGUCGGCAGCAGGUGGGAGCUGGAGGCUGGUGAAUAGAGGAGAUCAAAUAAAACAGUUGAGCAAUCACUACAUGUGGGAGUGCCAAGAAACAUGCAGUGGGAGAAGCAGAGCUCGAAGCCCUCGAGGAAACGAUGAGCGUUGGUUUAUCGGUAGGGACAGGAAAACCACGCUGUCUCGCCGGGUUUGUUCCAGGCCACUGACCCAAUAAGAAGCCGUCGUCUCCUGCGGUUCAAACUGCCCGACAGAUCAAACCUCCCUGUGCCGCGGUGUAUUCAUCCCCCCCCCAGAGUCGAGGACAUAAUGUGACACAUCUCGAUGACUGACUGACUGACAUCGAGGCCACCAUGCAGGAGUGCCACACUGGACUGUGUCUGUCUGUCUACAUCAUCACCUUCGUGCUGGGCUUCCCGGCCAACGUCCUCGCCUUUUACACCUUCUGCAAGAAAGUGAGGCAGAAACCCACGCCGAUAGACAUCCUGCUCCUCAACCUGACCAUCUCUGACCUCCUCUUCCUCCUCUUCCUGCCCUUCAAGAUGCAGGAAGUGAUGAACAACAUGCUCUGGGACAUGCCCUACCCGCUCUGCCCGCUGUCCGGCUUCAUCUUCUACAUGACCAUCUACAACAGCACCUUCUUCCUCACCGCAGUCAGCGUGGAGCGCUACCUCGGCGUGGCCUUCCCCAUCCAGCACACCCUGAAGCGGCGACCCGUGUACGCCGUCGCCGCCAGCAUCUUCUUCUGGAUUUUCUCCUUCAUCAACCUCAGCAUUGUGUUCAUCAUGCCGUUCGUUUCUGGAAACUCUCCGAAUGCCACCUCGGCGCACAACGUCUCAGCCGUCGGUGACAUCAAGAAGGAAGUGUGUUAUGAGAAUUUCACGCAGGCUCAGCUGAAGGUCCUCCUGCCCGUGCGCCUGGAGCUCUGUUUGGUGUUGUUCUGCAUCCCUUUCCUGAUUAGCAGUUUCUGCUACAUCAACUUCAUCAGGAUUCUGUCCAAGCUGCAGCACAUUGGCCGGCGCCGGCGCCUCCGGGCCAUUGGCUUGGCUCUAGGAACGCUGCUGGUGUUCGCUUUAUGUUUUGGACCCUAUAACGUCUCGCACAUUGUCGGUUUUAUCACGUGGAGAAGCCCCGACUGGAGAGACAAAGCCCUGCUGUGCAGCACCUUUAACGCCUGUCUAGACCCUCUCAUUUUCUACUUCUCCUCCGCUGCUGUGAGGAAGACAGUGGGUAGUGUGAUGGAAGGGGUUAAGAGUCGCCUCAACAGGUGCAUGUCCUGUCACAUGCUCUGGGCUUUGUGGGGGGGGAUUAACACGACUGCAAAAGAUAAGGAGCACAAACAAGAGGAGAUCAAUGCUAUCUAAGCUGACUGAACGAAAGCUGUGAGCAGCUGCCUUCGCUAAUUUGUUAUUUCUUCAUCCCUGGAAGCAGGAAAUGAAUGCCAUGUUGAUGUUUUCACACGUGAGAAAAUGACACACUGUUUACUGUUUGACUCUCUGAUGAACUUCCUGUUCGGAAACGAGACAAGAGAGGAAACCUUCUGUCUGUCUGAGCAGGCCACAGCAGUUUUUUUUUUGCAGCGUAAUGAGAAAACCACAGGCCACUUUGAACCGUCACAUUCAAAUGAAAAAUAUGUCUUACGUAACAGCAGGAUUUCAUAAGAUCUCCAGGUGUUGUGGAGUGCUGCACCAACAAAACGAAUAUCUAAGCAACAGCUGCGGACGUCACCUCUGAGCAAUAAGAGAUAAAGCUUUAACCACGAACAGGAUGUCGUCUGUUUGUAACAAUAUGCUCAUUAUGUGUGGGGUGUUGUGGGAGAACUGGAAAAGAAGAUUCAAGUGUGGUGAAAAUGACAGCCAUAGGAUGCAGCUAAUAUGCAGUUUGCUUUCAUGUGAACAUAUUUGUGUGUUUUGUGUCUUGCCUUGCCUUUAGUUCACAUAAUUGUAUAUUUAUACUAAGAUUUGAUUAUACGGUCAUAUUGAAACCAAAUGUGACACCAAAGUAGCACACAUGUAUAUGAAUAUAUGUAUGAAUGCAUGAAACAUACGUGUGAAAGCUGUAUGACAUGGGUUGUAAUUAGACAAAACACAGAUUUUCAUACACAGAUUGUAUAAACAUAUAUUUUGCAUAAUGUAAUAGUCAGAUAAUAGGUGGUGCAUGUGUGAGAAGAAGAAAAGAAAGUGGUG